GUCACGGUCGUUGGCGUUCGCUUAGGCUGGCCGUUAGUGUCGAAGAUAAUUUUUCAUUGUUCUCCCCAUCAUUUUCCUACAUUUAAAUUGUGCGAAACCGAUUUGAUCUCUAGAAGUCGCUCAGAAUUCACCGCCCUAUUUGAAAUCGGCUUGUUGGAGGUUAUCGUUCCACGGUUCCAGCAAGUUGAGCAAGCAAGGUGGUCAAUAGCCAAGUGGAUUAUCCAUAGAUAUAGAUUACCAUAGAUUUUUCUUUUGCGUGGCAUGUUUACUUUCUCAGCAGCUGAUGCCAACUAUGGAUGCUACGAACACCAACAAGGAAGAAUCAAGGAUCCCAUUAAUGGCAAACAACAAUGAUGUGAGGAAGAGGCAGAUAACUCCCCCACUAUUUCCAUCGGUACCAGCUUUAAAUGGAGCUGCAUCUUAUCUUGCUGAGACAACAUCAUAUCUAACUAGUUGUUUCCCUGCUAUUCCUGACGAUGCAGCUAGAGGCUCUGAUGGACAGGACACGGCAGCAUUGGCUUCCAAAGAACUUAGAGAACCUUUGUUGAGUAAUAAUGGACAUGUUGGAAGUGAUUCUGCAGCUUCUGGAUCACUGCUAACUGCAACUAAUGCAUCACCAACUUGUGAGGAAAUCACGAGGCACUCGGAUUCUCAAAAUAAUAUGGCAAUAGUACAAUCUGAUCAGACCAGGCAAAGUGGGAUUUCCAUGUUUCAAGGCCUUGUUGAGCGUGUUCGAAGGACAAUGCAUGGGUCAUCUGAUGACAUUGGAUGGCUACAACGUGCUCCUGAGAUGCCUCCCGUUGAAGAUGGGACAGAACGGUUUAAUAAUAUUCUUGACAAUAUUAGACAUGGUAUACAUGUUUUGCCAAACUCAGUGGUUUAUCUCUUGGUUCCAGGUCUUUUUAGCAACCAUGGACCACUCUAUUUUACUGCGACGAAGGCAACUUUCUCUAAAAUGGGAUUGACAUGUCACAUUGCAAAGAUUCAUAGUGAGGCAUCAGUUGAAAAGAAUGCCAGAGAAAUAAAAGAGUACGUCGAGGAAAUGUAUUGGGGUUCCAAUAAGCGCGUUUUACUUCUUGGCCACAGUAAAGGAGGAAUAGAUGCAGCUGCCGCUUUGUCAAUGUAUUGGCCGGAUUUGAGAGAUAAAGUCGCCGGUCUGGCUUUGGCACAGAGCCCAUAUGGUGGUAGCCCUAUAGCUUCGGAUAUUAUGAGAGAAGGGCAGAUAGGAGACUACUUCAAUGUUCGAAAACUUAUGGAAAUCUUGAUAUGUAAAGUGAUAAAGGGCGACUUGCAAUCACUCGAAGAUCUGACCUACGAGAAGCGGAAGGAAUUCUUGAGAAAACACCACCUGCCGAAGGAACUCCCAGUCGUCUCCUUUCAUACCGAAGCCAACAUCUCUCCGACCGUUUUGGCAACGCUUUCUCGUGUUGCCCAAGCCGAGCUUCCAACAUUUGCUCCGUUAUCCACAAACACAACAACCACCGUCCUGCCCGUUGUAGUUCCUCUUGGAGCCACAUUGGCUGCCUGUGCUCAGCUGCUACAAACCAGAUAUGGUGAGAAGAACGACGGGCUCGUGACGUGCCGCGAUGCAGAGGUCCCCGGCUCGGUCGUGGUGCGGCCCAAGCGCAAACUGGACCAUGCGUGGAUGGUUUACUCUUCGACAAACGAUGACCCUUUGGAACCAGAUGCUUCUCAGGUGUGUGAGGCUCUGCUAACUUUGGUCAUGGAAGUUGGGCUGAGGAAGAAACAUUAUCUUAGCGUAAAAGAGGAAUGAAGCCGCUGUGUUGCCAUGCCUUGCCGCUCUUGCUCCACCGCGUUCCCCCACCAAAUCAUAACUAUCACAAUGUGGUAAAUUGUACCGUUAGAUUUCUGUAGCAGAAGUUGAACGAUGUAAGUAGGUUCGCUGUAUCCGUUCGUUCUUUUAUUCAAUACGAAGAAAAUUGUUCCCAAUUGUCGUUUGGCUAUCGUGGUAGGCAUUAGUUGAUUUUUACGACCAAAGUACUACUUCAAAUGAUGGAGAGUCUUUGGAUUGAUUAAAUUCAUCAACAAAUUGUCUAACAA
Cynara cardunculus var. scolymus (artichoke) is the source of this 2061-nucleotide messenger RNA. RefSeq lists its product as uncharacterized. The transcript has 10 exons. The coding region runs from base 284 to 1774 and encodes 496 amino acids. The record is from RefSeq and is a predicted model, not a curated record. NCBI's taxonomy places the organism in Eukaryota, Viridiplantae, Streptophyta, Magnoliopsida, Asterales, Asteraceae.